AUGGCGGUGGCCGACGGCGGCGCCCCGCUCGGAUCCUCUGUAAUCUCACUAGUCAACAAACUUCAAGACAUCUUCAGCCGUCUCGGAAGCCAAUCCACCAUCGACCUCCCUCAGGUUGCCGUUGUCGGCAGCCAGAGUAGCGGCAAGUCUAGCGUCCUCGAAGCUCUCGUCGGCCGCGACUUCCUCCCCCGUGGUAACGAAAUCUGCACUAGAAGACCUCUUGUUCUCCAACUCGUUCACAUUCAAUCCUCCCAACCUGAAUCCGCUGAGUUUCUUCAUUUACCUGGCCGUACCUUCCAUGAUUUCUCCCAAGUCCGCGCUGAAAUUCAGGCUGAAACUGAUAGAGAAGCUGGAGGGAACAAAGGUGUUUCUGAUAAACAGAUUCGUCUCAAGAUUUUUUCUCCUAAUGUUCUUGAUAUCACCCUUGUGGAUCUCCCUGGUAUUACCAAGGUUCCUGUUGGUGAUCAACCUUCCGAUAUUGAAGCUCGAAUUAGAACCAUGAUCAUGUCCUAUAUCAAAGUUCCCACUUGUCUCAUUCUUGCUGUUACUCCUGCUAAUUCAGAUAUGGCUAAUUCCGAUGCUCUUCAAAUGGCUGGAAAUGCUGAUCCUGAUGGUCAUAGAACGAUAGGUGUUAUAACCAAGUUGGACAUCAUGGACAGAGGCACUGAUGCUCGAAAUCUGUUAAAGGGAGACAUUAUUCCCCUCCGACUUGGUUAUGUUGGUGUUGUGAAUCGGAGCCAGGAGGAUAUUAUGAUGAAUCGGAGUAUAAAGGAUGCUCUUGCUGCUGAAGAGAAGUUUUUCCGCAGUCAUCCUAUAUAUAGUGGUCUAGCUGAUAGUUGCGGUGUUCCUCAAUUGGCAAAGAAAUUGAACAAGAUUCUUGCACAACAUAUCAAGGCUGUGCUACCAGGGCUGAAAGCACGUAUAAGCACUUCACUAGUCACUCUUGCAAAGGAACAUGCAAGCUAUGGAGAUAUCACAGAGUCCAAGGCUGGGCAGGGCGCACUUAUCCUUAAUAUUCUUUCAAAAUAUUGUGACGCUUUCUCCUCCAUGGUAGAGGGGAAGAAUGAGGCGAUGUCUACAUCCGAGCUAUCAGGUGGAGCACGGAUUAAUUACAUUUUUCAAUCCAUAUUUGUGAGGAGUUUAGAGGAAGUGGAUCCGUGUGAAGACUUGACUGAUGAUGAUAUUCGUACCGCUAUACAGAAUGCAACUGGACCUAAAGCCGCACUGUUUGUUCCAGAUGUUCCAUUUGAAGUCCUUGUGCGAAGGCAGAUAUCUCGGCUAUUGGAUCCAAGUCUUCAAUGUGCCAGGUUUAUAUAUGACGAGUUAAUGAAGAUCAGCCAUCGCUGUAUGGUGACUGAACUGCAGCGAUUCCCUUUCUUGAGAAAACACAUGGAUGAAGUUAUUGGGAACUUUUUACGAGAAGGCCUUGAACCCUCAGAGACUAUGAUCACACACAUCAUAGAAAUGGAGAUGGAUUACAUAAACACUUCCCACCCAAAUUUUAUUGGUGGAAGUAAAGCAUUAGAAGCUGCAGUUCAACAGACUAAGUCUUAUACAGUUUCCCUGCCAGUUUCCAAAUUGAAGGAUGCUUUGGAUUCUGAUAAAGGAUUAGCUUCUGAAAGAAGUGGAAAGUCUCUAGCUAUUCUUGCAAGACAUGCCAAUGGAGGAAUGGCAGAUCAUGGUGUGCGUGCUGCAUCAGAUACUGAUAAAGUAGUGCAUUCAGGAGCCGCUGGUGGAUCUACUUGGGGGAUCUCAUCUAUUUUUGGUGGAGGUGAUAACCGUAUGUCUGUGAGGGAGAAUACAAAUAGUAAACCUCAUUAUGAUCCAGUUGAGAGUGUGCAUCCAUCUUCUACAAUUCAUUUGAGAGAGCCCCCCUCUGUCUUGAGGCCAUCUGAGAGAAGUUCAGAGACACUAGCUGUUGAAAUUACAGUAACAAAGUUGCUUUUGAGGUCAUAUUACGAGAUUGUCAGAAAAAAUGUUGAGGAUCUUAUCCCUAAGGCGAUUAUGCACUUCUUGGUAAAUAACACGAAGAGAGAGCUGCACAAUGUCUUCAUUGCAAAUCUAUACAGAGAUGAUCUAUUUGAAGAGAUGUUGCAAGAGCCUAAUGAGAUAUCCGUUAAAAGAAAGCGCUGUCGAGAACUGCUCCGAGCUUAUCAACAAGCUUUUAGAGACUUGGACGACCUACCUCUUGAAGCUGAAACAGUUGAAUGGGGACACAGUUCGCCUGAGACAACUGGCUUGCCUAAAAUUCGUGGAUUACCAACUUCUUCGAUGUAUUCUACUGGCAGUUCAGGGGACAGUGUCUAA
Molecule: messenger RNA, 2307 nt
Organism: Lathyrus sativus (Indian pea)
Lineage: Eukaryota; Viridiplantae; Streptophyta; Magnoliopsida; Fabales; Fabaceae
Source: the annotation of a GenBank genome assembly